AAGAGCCGAAAGCUGCCAGUAGCUCAAAUUUGCGCUUCAGCACCAUCAGCCCAGUGGAGCCUAGGAUGCCUCCCCCUCCUGGAGUGGAAGCUGAAUGGCAGAUGCAGCCCAAACAUUCAUUAAUCGAGAGGCUUCCGUCCCCGGACGCCCCUGGAUCUUGGACAGGAAAAAAAAAAUCUCGGUCGGAUAUGUAGGAUGAGGCUAUCCAGGCCCUCUGAGCCCUUAGCCAGCAGUCACGGAGUCAGAUGCAAGAAUUGCCUAGGAUGGAGAAGAAAGAGAUCGAUCACGGUCUGGCUGCGGGUUUCCAGUGGAGAUGCUGCGCGAAGGGCACGUCUGCCCCGGAGCCGCUCUGUGCGUCUCUGCGGCACCCCGUCGCCUGCCGGCCCCUCUUCCCAAUUUGCCCUCCGGCCGCAGUCGUCUGCACAUGAAUAAUCCCCUGCACUUGUGAGUGAACCCACACAAGUUCCCCAGGCACGGUCCUCCUACCUCUUUCCCCCGGGGAAGGGUGGGAGCAGUUUUUCAACCAUAACCUUCCUGCCACCUGGGGGAAGGUGACCGUAUUGGGGGAGGAGGAAGGAUUGUUUUACUGAUUCCAAGGCAUCAGAAUUAGCUGCCGGUGCUAAAGUGGUUCGUUUAAUUCCUUUGCUCUUUGACAAACGGUGGGCGGACCGCUGCCGGGGCGCGACCCCGGGGUUCACUUCGCGGCCGGACGCUGAGUUUCAGACUGCAGCCUUGCUCCGCAUACACCCGGGCCCCUUUGCCGUUCAUCCCAAUCUGCAGACGGAUGAAUGUUGACAGGCAUCCUCUGAGCACUGGUUAAAGCCCCAGAGUGCUCACCUUUGCACCUACUGUUUUUCUGCCAUCGCCGCUGCCUUCUCCUCCUCCUUCUCCCCCUCUCCUCCCACCCUCCUCCUCCUCCCCAUUCCCACCCUCUCAUCAGCACCACUACCAAAAGACGUGCCCCUUUGGUAGAGUCGAAGCUCCCCGCCGAAACGAGGGGGAGGGAGACACCUCUGUCCCCCUCCCCCAUCUCUGCUUAAGCUCCGGGUUUUACUGCAGCAAUCGGAGGUGACAGCGCCACCUCGGUCUCCUCGGUAGCUCUCCGAGCCCCGGCUCCCCCCAGCAACGCGGGGGAAAGCGCCCCCUCCUGAGGGGCUAAUCUCCAGAGAAGUGCGAACGAGAUACAGAAAAGCGAAAUUUAAAAAUGUAGAAGUCACUGGGCUGCAUUCCUCGGAGGACAGCCCAAUCCCCCAAGACUGAGUGUCAGCGCAUAGGAAGUUGGGACCUUAGAGUGAAGGGGGAGGGGAAUGGUGCAACCCCGCAUUCUCUUCUGGAAGGAGUCGCUGCAAGCCCUGCGGUUGGACACAAGUUUGCGUAAGAGUGUUUUCCUUUUGUCAAUUAUUAAUCACCGGAAUCAGUUUGGCAGAACUGGAGUUUUAGCAGUAGUGCAGAGGGCGGGGCCCGAACACCUAACUCUGGGAGCCUCCCCUGCUCCCUGAGCAGUGGCAAGCUAACAGCAGCUGGGAAGAAGCCAGAGCAUCCAACCUUACCCAAAGGCAGGAGAUGAAGAAAUAGAGCCCCUAGAAGAGAGGUAAUCUACACCAGAACAUUCAGAAGAGAAGCACACCUGUGCAUCAGCCUGGCUCCUCCUGUUCAGGAAGACUGUCCACAGCUUGAAGAAGGACCAUGGAUUUCAAGAGUGUGAAGGAGUAUUUUGCUUGGCUCUACUAUCAAUACCAAAUCAUCAGCUGCUGUGCCGUCCUGGAGCCCUGGGAACAGUCUAUGUUCAAUACCAUCUUACUGACCAUUGUUGCUAUGGUAGUGUACACUGCCUAUGUCUUCAUCCCCAUCCACAUCCGCCUGGCUUGGGAAUUUUUCUCCAAAAUAUGUGGCUAUCACAGUUCAGUUUCUAACUGACCUCAUCGGAAUCCUGUGAAAUGGCAUGAUGUGUUGAUGUUGCUUACGACUUGUUGACUUGGGGACUGUGUCGUCUUUCACCUCUGACCUGACCAGCACUCUUUCUAUGCACUGGCAUCCUGCCUGGAGUCUGAGCUAGGUGCCCUUCCAGUCGCUUUUGUCCAGGCAGCAUUGUGUGUCUCUGACGAUAGGAAAUGCCAUGACUUUACCCUGUAUCCCACAUUCGCUCAAAACUCAAUUCCAUGGCUUUAGAUUUCUUUUGAAAUCAGGAUGCUUUCAAAUAAAACUCUUCUGGAAAAUAGGCUUAUAAGAAACCCGACAGUCAUAUUUAAAAUACUCUCUUCAUAUUAUUCUAUAUUAAAGGAUAUGUUACAAAAAGUAUUCUUCAUAGGCUACUGUCAAAAGUACCCUGUUCUUGUUUACAAUCUAUUAAAAGAUGUGAAUAAAAUAAACAAACCU
Peromyscus leucopus (white-footed mouse) is the source of this 2376-nucleotide messenger RNA. RefSeq names its product serine palmitoyltransferase small subunit B (gene Sptssb). Bases 1687 to 1917 code for a protein of 76 amino acids. Gene Ontology annotation, molecular function: serine C-palmitoyltransferase activity. Gene Ontology annotation, cellular component: serine palmitoyltransferase complex. The transcript has 3 exons. Gene Ontology annotation, biological process: endoplasmic reticulum organization; ceramide biosynthetic process. Lineage: Eukaryota; Metazoa; Chordata; Mammalia; Rodentia; Cricetidae. The record is from RefSeq and is a predicted model, not a curated record.